AUGGAAAUCCCUCUCCCGUUGCUUCUCUCCACUUUUGCCAUUUCCGUGACCAUAUGCUAUGUCAUCUUCUUCUUCUUCCACGCCGACAAGGGGCGUGCGCCGCUGCCGCCCGGGCCAAGGGGCUGGCCGGUGCUGGGAAACCUCCCGCAGCUCAGCGGCAAGACGCACCAGACCUUGCAUGAGAUGACAAAGUUGUACGGCCCGAUGCUCCGGCUCCGGUUCGGCAGCUCCCUCGUGGUGGUGGCCGGAUCGGCCGACGUGGCCAAGCAGUUCCUCCGCACCCACGACGCUAGGUUCAGCAGCCGACCACCCAACUCCGGCGGCGAGCACAUGGCCUACAACUACCAGGACGUGGUGUUCGCGCCAUACGGCCCCCGGUGGCGUGCCAUGCGCAAGGUGUGCGCUGUGAACCUCUUCUCCGCGCGCGCGCUUGACGACCUCCGAGCCUUCCGCGAGCGGGAGGCCACGCUCAUGGUGAGGUGCCUUGCAGAUGGUGCUGCUGCCGGCGUGGCCGUGGUGCUGUCCAAGGCGGCAAACGUGUGCACGACCAACGCCCUCUCGCGGGCCACGGUGGGGCUCCGGGUGUUCGGCACCGCCGGCAGCGAGCCUGGCGCGGUGGACUUCAAUGAGAUCGUGCUGAAGCUGAUAGAGGUGGGCGGGGUUCUCAACGUCGGGGACUUCGUGCCGGCGCUCCGGUGGCUCGACCCGCAGGGGGUUGUUGCCAAGAUGAAAAAACUGCACCGGCGGUUCGACGACAUGAUGAACAGAAUAAUCACCGAGAGAAGGACCGGUGCUAUUGCUGCAACGGCAGGCGAGGAGGACGGUAAGGACCUGCUUGGCUUGUUGCUCGCAAUGGUGCAGGAAGACAAGUCCCUCACCGGCGGCUCCGAGGAGGACAGGAUGACAGACACAGACGUCAAGGCGCUUAUACUGGGACUUAUAAGUCCAUGUUGCACCGCUGCAACAAGGCUCAGGAGAGGGCCUGUCUGGCGAUUGGAGGCACCACUGCAACGAACCGAGGCAGAACGAACCAAGGCGGGGUGGCGACGGGGCGGCGAACCGAGGCAGAACGAACCGAGGCGGGGCGGCAACAGGGCGAGAGGCGGGGCGGCGACGGGGCGAGAGGCGGGGCGGCGGCGGCGAUUGGACCGAGAGGCAGGCGGCGUGCAGGGAACGAGCCUGGAGCGACGCGGGAACUUGUUUGUGGCUGGCACGGACACAACAUCGAUCACAGUGGAGUGGGCGAUGGCGGAGCUGAUUCGGCACCCGGACAUCAUGAAGCAGGCGCAGGAAGAGUUGGACGCUGUCGUGGGCCGCGACAGGCUCGUCUCCGAGUCGGACCUGCUGCGGCUCACCUUCCUCGGCGCGGUUAUCAAGGAGACUUUCCGGCUGCACCCGGUGACGCCUCUCUCGUUGCCACGGAUGGCCACCGAGGAGUGUGAGGUCGCCGGCUACCGCAUCCCCAAGGGGACAGAGCUUCUAGUGAACGUGUGGGGGAUAGCCCGUGACCCGGUCCUGUGGCCCGACCCGUUGGAGUUCCGGCCCGCCAGGUUCCUCCCCGGAGGGUCGCACACGGACGUCAACGUCAAGGGAGGUGACUUCGGGCUGAUACCGUUCGGGGCGGGCAGGAGGAUAUGUGCGGGCCUCAGCUGGGGCAUUAGGAUGGUCACCAUGACCACCGCCACGCUGGUGCACUCGUUCGACUGGGAGCUGCCAGCAGGCAAGACGCCGGACAUGGAGGAGACAUUUUCUCUGCUGCUGCAGCUAGCCGUGCCAUUGAUGGCCCGCCCGGUGCCCAGGCUGCUCCCAUCGGCAUACCAAAUCGCCUAG
Molecule: messenger RNA, 1830 nt
Organism: Triticum turgidum subsp. durum (durum wheat)
Lineage: Eukaryota; Viridiplantae; Streptophyta; Magnoliopsida; Poales; Poaceae
Source: the annotation of a GenBank genome assembly